This is a messenger RNA of Melanotaenia boesemani (Boeseman's rainbowfish), 5736 nucleotides long. It is a transcript of the gene ccdc9, whose product is annotated as coiled-coil domain containing 9. Bases 153 to 2393 code for a protein of 746 amino acids. The transcript is spliced from 15 exons. NCBI's taxonomy places the organism in Eukaryota, Metazoa, Chordata, Actinopteri, Atheriniformes, Melanotaeniidae. The record is from RefSeq and is a predicted model, not a curated record.
UCCAUAAUGAGGACACUUUGAGGAGCAGGAAUUGGCAAAAAAAGCAACUAGUCCAAACACUCCUUUUUAGAGCCGUUUCAGUUCUCUCUGCAAAAAAAUAAGGAGGAACAGACAGUCACCCGCCUGUAUUUGAAGACAAGCCAAAGGCAGCUAUGUCUUCAGUGGUGGAUCUUAAGACCAAGGAAGAAAAGGAUGCUGAGUUGGACAGACGAAUUGAAGCUUUGAGAAAGAAGAAUGAAGCUCUGGUCAAGAGGUACCAGGAAAUAGAGGAAGACAAGAAGAAAGCUGAGCAGGAGGGUAUUGCUGUGACAACGCCUCGUAAGCCCCGCCCCCACGAGCCGGAAACGGACAGGCGGAAGUCAGAGAAGGAAAACUUCACUGUCACAGUUGACCUUUCUAAACCAACAGGGGAGAAGAGAGUUGUCAAUGACUGGAAACCUGGAACGCCUCAUGGCAGGAAAACAGAGGAAAGCGAUAGUCACAGGGGGCCAAGUGAUGUCCACAGUCCUCCCAGGAGGACAGGCUCUGGAAGAUUGAGUCGAGGAGGUCAGAGAGGAGGAGGUGGAGGAGGAGGAGGUGGGGGCCGCCAAGACAGAAGGGACCGGGAUCCCAGGACACCCAGAGAGGGAGAGUCAGGUGAAACAGGAGGCCAGGGAUGGAGAGGAGGAAGAAGAGGAAGAGGAGGAGAGUCCAUGCCACCAGGUGGCAUGGACAGGAAGUCCAUGCCACCAGGUGGCAUGGACAGGAAGUCCAAGGAAUGGGAGGAGAAGAGGCGACAGAAUAUUGAGAAGAUGAAUGAGGAAAUGGAGAAGAUAGCAGAGUAUGAGAGAGGGCAGCGGCCGGAUGGAGAUAAGCCAAUUCGUAACUUCCUGGACGAUCCAAGACGUUCUGGUCCGGUGCCAGACACGGACCGAAAGGAAGGCAGCAGGAGACAUGUACGAAACUGGGGAGGGCUGGACUUUGACAAUGUGAAAACAGGAGCUGAACUGGAGAGGGAGUGGACUAGUCGAAGGCCUGGGCCGAAAGGUUCUGUGGACAUGACCAUGUCGAUGACGGGUCGGGAGAGAGCGGAGUACCUGCGCUGGAAGAAGGAGCGGGAGCAGAUUGACGAGGAGAGAUUAGCACGCCAUCGUAACGCCACUGGCCAGUGGAGACGAGAGUGGGAUGCUCAGAAGACGGAGAACAUGUUCAAGGAGGACCCGUAUGUGGCUGCAGAAGCGAGCGCAUCCGAGCCGGGCAGUAAGAGAGAUGACAGUAAGCGGCCUCCUAAAGCACCAACAUUUGGAGACUUCCUGUCCCAAGGAAGGACUCAGGGGCCCCGAGGGGACCGGAGAGGAGGAAAGGGCCGAGGACAGAAACAGAGCUACAGCAUGCAUGACAACCGCUGGGAAGGAGAGAAAGAAGAGGAAGGUAAAGAAAAGGUGGACAAGACCAAGAGAGAGAAAGAUAAAAAGACGAAGGAGGAGGAAGAGGAGAAAAAACCCAAACCACCUGCACCACAGAAGGUUCUGGAGAAGAAUGGAGAUGAAGAGGGUGAAGACGAUGAUGAAUGGGAGGAUGCCAGUGAUGGAGACGAAGUGGAGGAAGUAGCGGAAGAUAAAAGCGACUCGGAACAAGACUCCAAGGGCGAUGAGAAGAAAGACACUGGGAAAGAGAAACGAGGCAAGAGCAAGGACAGUUUACCCACGUCCACCAAGAUUCGCUCACAAACGCCAUCAGCAGGAAGUCCCAAAGAGCAGCGGACGCCCAGGCCGAAGGUCCACAUCCCCUCCCCUGCAGCAAUUCAGGAGUCACCAGAGGGAGGCAAACCCCUCAGCCCCUUCUACCCGCUGGAAGGCCACCAGCCUGUUACAGACUGGGGGGAAGAGAUGGAGAUGCUGUCGCCCCGUGGCAGCAUGGGAGGUGAGAGCCCGCUGAACGCCUCGAGCACUGAAUCCAGCCCCCCACAGAAGAAGGACCAGGAGAAGGAGGAGGAGGAGGAGAGCCGAGCUGCCAUCUCCAGUGAUGCUGUUGAGCUACAGAGUGAGGAGCAUCCAGCCACAGAUGUUUCCUCUCCAUCAGAAAAAAUACAGCUGACUCUGAUAGUGUCAGAACCAGAGGCGGCCGUUGUAGAACCCCCCGCAUCACUGCCUUCUGACCCCGCCCCCUCUGCUUUACCUGUCGCAGCCACCUCAGAGACCGGUGAGGCGGCAGUGAUGGUGAAUGAGGACACACCUGCAGCACCAUCACAAGGACAUGAACCCGACUCUCCUUCCUGUCCAGCUGUUGUGGAGGCUGAGCAGAGCUCUUCUGAACCGGCAGCAGGAGAAGACGACACUGCUGCACCUGCUGAGACCAACGAAGCUCCGGCAGCAGAAGAAACGCAGUCCUCAGAGCAGACGUCUUCAGGCUGAAGCUGGAACAAAUUCUGCUGAGGAGGAUGACGGCGGAGACUGAUGAAGAGUAUCACAGUACUCACAUUAGAGUGCCAUCACAUAUCUUAAUACAGGACAAGCCAUCAUGAGGAAUAACUGAGCAUCACCUCCAUGGUCAACCUCUUUGUUUAGUGCUCUCGCUCUGAGCUGCUGAUAAGUCUGAUCCACCUCAGUGUGUCACUUCACUCUGUUCAGUUCUGAGACAUCAAAGGUAAAAUGUCUCAGUGUAAAAAAUAAUAUGAAUGUUUAACUCUCACCGUGGGAUCUUUACGUUUUGUGCAGGGGAAGGGGGGAUGAGCUGAGCAUGAUCUGUUUUAGUUUAUAUGUAGAGAUGUUCACACAAAGAUGAUUUAAGACAUGCUGAAGAAGGAAAAAAAAUUUACACUGCCCUCACAACCUCAUUACAGUCUUUUAGAAGCAAUUUCUUCUUCUUCUUCGUAAUGAAUUGAAACUCGGCUCACUGCGUCCUGACAGCGAGAAUCAGCUGACGCAUCAGUGAGCUCAGAGCAGGGUCUCGGAUGAUGACCAGAACUAAUGUUUGCUGCUCUCAGCGAGUAUCUAGAUAUAUUGAAAAGCCUUUAUUUGAUUGAUGGGUCUAAACAAAGAAGGUGACCAAGCCCAGGAAGUCCACAGUGAGUGAAGCCAGACCUGUACAACCAGUAUGGUUAAAGAAAAUAACAAAGUUUCUCUGCUGACCAUUUUGUCUGUGAACAACUUUUGACGGAUAUGUUUAGUUAUGUUAUGUUUACUUUUGUCUUUUAAUUCUUUUUAAAUUUUGCUUUAGAAAAUGAUCACAUCCUGUUUGAUUGGACAUGCUUUAUCAGUAAUAUCUUGACACUGGUCAGCCUUAGAAUGAAGUGCGCUAAGCAUCCUCUGUCCACUAGAAACAUGUAUGUAAGGAGGUAUCCAAAGAUGCAGAUUUGUAGAUCGUUAGCAUCAUUAAAUUUAUGAUUAAUGGCUUUAAAACUCAAUGCUUGCAUAACACACAAUGCAGCUGGACAGUAGUUUUGUCAAAGGUUUGGUUCUUAUAUGAGCAGCUUAACUCACUGGAAUCCCUGAACGACGUCAGCUAGAACCUCUGACCUAAAGCAGAGAUGAGGCUCCGUCUUCCUGACUCUACCGCCCAACAUUUGUCCAUCUUUAGUUUUGCAACUUUAAUGCUGUUUUCAAUUUAGCUUGUAAGUAGGAACUCAGACGUUUACACAGUCUGCAGAUGUUUAGUUACACAGAAUCAGGCUGGAAAUCGUUGCUGGGAAGCAGCCAUCUCUUCGUCGCAAGCAAACUUCAUCAACAGUCUGGUAAAUCAAACCAGCAAGAACAUCGACAGAAUCAAGGUUGUUGUUUCUGUUCAGAGUUAACUGAUGAAAUCUUUGGGAGCCACUUAAAACCUUUUUCACAGCGGAUGUUUUGAUAUGACAUUUAAUGGUGUUAAUCAUGUUUUUGUUUUUUUUUUUUUUUAAAUAAUGUAAACAAAAAAUGUCUGACAUGUCAACAUAUCUGCUGUUUUAAAGCGUCUACUGUUGACUUUACUCACAUGUAAGUUAAUGUCCAAAUAUAUUAAUGUUGAACAUGAAAUACAGCCGGACGCUGUAAUAAAAUAAUGGGCUUAUAUGCUUUCUUUUACUUUUUACCUUCUUUUCCUUGUUGGAAAUGCUGAGUUCCCCUUAUCAUUGAAAAAAUGUGUGUGUGCUGAAUUAUGUGUAAGCCCUGCAACAAUCCCACUAAUGACUCUGAUGUGCUGCAUCAUUUCAACAUGCUGCAAUAUUUAACUGGCUGUUUACAUUUAUGUAAAGAUUAAAGGCGCAGUUUAACAAAUAUGUAAAAUUUGUGCAAAUACCAGUCAUGUUUUUUUGGGGGGGUGUCACAAUCGGAUCAUGUGAUUAGAUGCAAAGAAAUCAGUGUUCAUCUCAGACCGCUGCCUCCUAAAUGAAUUUUUUGAUUUUACAGUCCAGGAUUUUGUUCCAAGUAAGACUUAAUGAUAUAGAAAAAAUAGUACUUUUUGUUUUACAGUUGAAAAAAAAUAUAUUUUUAAAGUGGUUUUCCAUUUAAUUUCUCUUUUAUUACAUUGCUUGUUUUGGAAUGAAACCUUCUCGUACUGGGCAGACCAAGGGCUUUGGUUUGGUUUGUCUGAGUUUCUGUUUAGUUUUCUGUCUCGCUCGGCCGCUGUGGCCGAGCACGUCGUGGGCUUUCAAGACGCCGCGACAACUGAGUUGCUUUAAUGUCUUUGUGGUUUUUUGGUUUCUCUCUGAGGAAUAAAAUCAAUGAAUUUGGAAAAAAUUAACCUGCAAUUUGUACAGUUUUUUUUUUUUUUUGUUUUGUUUUUUUUCGUGGAAAUGAUGAUUCCACAGCUGGUUGUUUUUGUAAAAUGAAACCAGUGUGAUUGAAGCUAAUUUAUAACAGAUGAUGAUGAAGAUUGUUUACCUUUUUAUUCACUAUUGAUCCAUUUCAGCCAUCAGGUUUAGGCGCAGGAACAUGCAUAAGGUUUCAUCCUCAUCAUUGGCCCAGACUCCAGAGAAAAGUUUAAUCAACACACUGACACGUCGCAUCUCUCACACUUCCUGUUGAUUUAUUUUUACCUGAACUUUUAUCUUGCACACAUGCUGCCACUAUACAGAUGGUUUCAAUUUAAAUAGAUCUUGUAAAAGGUAAAGACUUAUUUUGCAUUAGAUCAAAUUAAAUUUAAGCUUUUUUUUCUGAAACAUGAGUAUGUGGGUCGUAAUUGAAUUGCUUUGUCAAGAAGUUUAAAUUCAGGUCGGCUGAAAUGAUGGAUUGUACCUGGUCAGGCCACUAGAGCUGACCAAUCAGAGCGCACCCUCCUGCUUCUUUCUAGAUGAUCAGAUUAAUCAAAAAUCUGUGAUGCAUUACACUUUUUUGUGAUGUGCAAUGUUCAAAUAGAUGUUUUGUUGUUGUUUUUCUUUUGCUUGUUUUUUUUGUUUAUUUUCUUCCCAACAUACUAAACAAUAUCCAGACCAGGGUGCUUACUUUGAGGAUGCUUUUAAUAGAUUUCACCUGUUUCUCUGAUGCUGAUAACUGAUUGUUUAUAAGACUGCAAUUAUUUCAGUGUACUGUCAUCUGCCUGGUGUCUUCCUGGUUGAGAUUUAUCUGAGAACCAAUCAAAUUCUGCCUGUUGGUGUGGCCUCCAGCUGUGUGAGAUCAUCAGCGCCAGCAUGAUUCAGAAAUUAUUUUAAGUGUUAAAGCCAUUGAUGAGAUGAAUGUAAGCUCACACAUCAGACAGGAGUUCAGAUGUUUGUUGCUCAGAUGUAAAAAUUACAGUUGCUUUAUCUGUUUUUGCUCGUUUAGCCAAUAAAUGUGUUUCCCUGCA